Humulus lupulus (European hop) is the source of this 1096-nucleotide messenger RNA. RefSeq lists its product as uncharacterized. Lineage: Eukaryota; Viridiplantae; Streptophyta; Magnoliopsida; Rosales; Cannabaceae. The record is from RefSeq and is a predicted model, not a curated record. The transcript is spliced from 4 exons. Gene Ontology annotation, cellular component: chloroplast. The coding region runs from base 89 to 940 and encodes 283 amino acids.
UAAAACGAAGGAUAAUAAUCUUAUGGCUGAACUGAAGUGAAAAAACAGUAGUAGAAGUAGUAGUAGCGUGUGUGUGUAUAGCAUAGGCAUGGCGGCAUCGACUAGACUAGUUCUACAUCUACAUGCCACAACCACCGCAACUGUAGUGGUGCCUAUUCCCAAGUACAAGCUUAGAUUAUCCACCGCCAAAGCUGCUAAUAGCCGCUUUCGUAGACCCAUCUUCACAUGUAAGGCUACCUCUAAUACUACCACUCCCGUUUAUCAAGGAGUCUAUGGUCCUUGGUCCGUCGAUUCCUCCGACGUUCGAGAGGUCAUAUCCUACCGUUCUGGGCUGGUCACGGCUGCAGCCUCUUUUGUGGGGGCAGCCUCCGCAGCUUUCUUGCCUGAAGACACUCAGGUUGGGGCCUUCAUACAACACAAUCUUGACCUGUUUUAUAUUGUGGGUGGCGCUGGACUUGGGGUGUCUUUGGUGUUGAUUCAUAUAUAUGUCACCCCAAUUAAGCGAACUCUUCAAGCGCUUUGGGGGCUUGGCGUGGUUGGAUCCUCGCUUGCAUACACCAACCUGGCUGCGCAUUCUGGGCAGGGGCUGGUCCAGUAUGUUGUUCACAACCCCGCCGCUGUCUGGCUUGUGGGUCCACUCUUUGCAGCCCUCACUGGCCUUGUCUUCAAAGAAGGUCUCUGCUAUGGCAAGCUAGAAGCUGGACUUCUCACUUUCAUAAUACCAACUCUUCUUCUUGGCCACCUGACUGGUUUGAUGGACGAUGGAGUGAAACUCCCUCUGCUUGGGGCCUGGAUGAUACUUUUUGUGAUAUUUGCUGGAAGGAAGUUUUCUCAGCCAAUUAAGGAUGACAUUGGUGACAAAUCCGUCUUCAUGUUCAAUUCCCUUCCGGAAGAUGAGAAGAACGCUUUGAUCGAGAAGCUUGAGCAGCAAAAGUCUUGAUUAGAAAAACAAAAAUUUAAAGAACAAGUCAAAAAUGCAUAAUAUAUAUGCGUUGACAGGACUGUACUGUAGAAUAAUAUGUAGAUAGUGGCUAUUUUUCAUUUUGCAUGACAUUACAAACCAAAAAAAUGGAUAGGUUUCUGAUUUUCACUAAAA